Molecule: messenger RNA, 2694 nt
Organism: Lycium ferocissimum
Lineage: Eukaryota; Viridiplantae; Streptophyta; Magnoliopsida; Solanales; Solanaceae
Product: leucine-rich repeat extensin-like protein 4
Exons: 1
Coding region: 199-2388 (729 amino acids)
Molecular function (GO): protein binding
Source: RefSeq, a predicted model, not a curated record
UGCUAUUUAAUUCAAAUCAGUACAUUCAUUCACAUGCCAUCUUCUCAAACCAUACAAAGAAGAAAAAAAGCACUAGACACAACUCAUACACAUUCACAUUCACAUUCACAUUCACAUUACACGAAAAAACUUCAUUUUCUUCUUCUUGCUUGAAAAAAAAUUCCACCAUAUUCAUAUCAAGAAAUUAACACAGCAGCAAUGCGGCCUCCUAGCCGCCACCUUCAUUUUUUGUUCAUUUCAGUUCUUGUUAUUUCACUCUUGUCCUUCCAGAUCUCAUCUGUUGUUGGACAAGAAAGUGACAGUGAUAUUGAUCUAGAUGACAUCAAGGCCAAUGCUAGCAGGUUGAGUUUCGAAAACCCAAAGCUUCGCGAUGCCUACAUCGCGUUGCAAUCUUGGAAAACAGCCAUGCUUUCUGACCCUUUUAACUUCACAGCCAAUUGGACUGGACCAAAUGUUUGUUCCUAUGGUGGCGUGUUUUGUGCACCAUCUUUAACCGAUAAUACUACUAGAGUUGUGGCUGGCAUUGAUCUUAACCAUGCUGAUAUUGCUGGUUCAUUAGUGCCUGAACUUGGUCUUCUUACAGAUCUGGCUAUUUUCCACAUCAACUCGAAUCGUUUUUGUGGCGUCGUACCCAAAACCUUUAGCCAUUUGAAGCUUCUUGUAGAGCUUGAUUUGAGCAACAACAGGUUUGUUGGUGGGUUCCCUAAGGUGGUACUUUCUUUACCUUCUUUAAAGUUCUUGGAUCUAAGGUUUAAUGACUUUGAAGGUCCAGUGCCUAACAAACUUUUCGACAAAAAAUUAGAUGCAUUGUUCCUUAAUGACAAUAGAUUCCGUUUUGGCAUCCCUGAGAACUUGGGUAACUCUCCUGUUUCCGUUCUCGUGUUCGCCAAUAACGAUCUUGGAGGGUGCAUUCCGGCAAGCAUUGGGAAAAUGGGCAACACUUUGAAUGAGCUCAUACUCAUGAAUGACAACCUCACUGGCUGCUUGCCAAUGGAGAUUGGAAUGUUGAAGAAGCUAACAGUGUUUGAUGUGAGUUUCAACAAGAUUCAAGGGCCAUUGCCAUCAACUGUUGGUCAAAUGAGGAGUGUGGAGCAACUCGAUGUGGCUCACAACAAGCUCACGGGUGUUAUACCAGCUACUAUUUGUCAACUACCUAGGUUGCAAAACUUCACAUACUCGUUCAACUACUUCACCGGGGAAGCUCCGGUUUGCGCUGCAACUAGAUCUGGAAGAGUCGUUGACGGGCAAGAAAACUGUAUUGCUGGAAAGAAGAAUCAAAGGUCUGCUAAAGAAUGCUCUUCUGAUGAUGCAAAACCAUAUGAUUGUAGGAAAUCUAGUUGUUACAGCCGUUUUGCUACAUCUCCUACAACAAAACCUAGACCAAAACCAACUCCAAAAAGACCACCUGUUCAUAACAAACCCCCAUCACCAAAACCAUCACGUCCUACUAGACCUGUUGCACCAAAGCCAUCUCCACCACCACCUUCUUCAAAGUCUUCGGGUUCGCAUAACAAGCGGUCCCCACCACCACCUCAAUCAACUCCUCUGCCACCACCACCACCACCACCAACUUACAAAAUAUCUCCUAAACCUAGCCCUCCAUCAUCUUCUCCCCCACCACCAACCUACAAAAAGUCCCCAACUUAUCAACAUAGAAGCCCCCCUCCUCCAACCCACAAAAUAUCACCUAUAACUCAUCAAUCACCACCACCACCAUCACCAGUAUAUUACCACCCAUCUCCAUCACCACCAGUUUAUCAUUCACCACCACCACCACCACCAGUGUAUUACGCGCCACCAACGUACACUCCUCAAUCACCACCGCCUCCCCCUCCCACUUACUCCUACUCUUCACCACCACCACCACCACCAACACCAUCUUAUGAACAUCCAAAGACUCCGUCAUCACCACCACCACCAACACCGUCAUACGAACAUCCAAAAACACCAUCACCACCACCACCAACACCGUCAUACGAACAUCCAAAAACACCAUCACCACCACCACCAACACCAUCAUACGAGCAUCCAAAAACACCAUCAUCACCACCACCACCAUCAUAUGAACAUCCAGCCCCACCUACCCCACCAUGUAAUGAACCACCACCUCCACCACCUAGUUCACAUUGGGAACCAAAACCAUCACCACCUCCCACUUACUCUUACUCAUCACCACCACCUCCAUCACCAUCACCACCACCACCAGCUUACUACUACUCAUCACCACCACCACCAUCACCAUCACCACCACCACCCGCUUACUACUACUCAUCACCACCACCUCCACCACCAUCACCACCACCGCCAAGUUACCAAAAUGUACCUCUUCCACCAGUUGUAGGAGUAUCCUAUGCAUCUCCACCACCACCAGUCAUUCCAUACUACUGAACAUGAACAAGGGUUAUUCAUUAGCCUUUUAGUUCAUUGUCUUUGGUGAAGAUCAAGAAUGGAAGAGAAAACAAGAAUUCUUUUUUUUUUUUUAAUUGGGAAUUAUGUAUACUUUGUUCUUUAUUUUUGUAAUUUUAUUUUGAGUUGAUUAUAUUUAUGAAAAAUGGGAUUAUGGGCGGGAGUUAGCGAGGGGUUUAAUCGCCUUAUUGUUAUUCAAAAAGGGUGGUUGUGAAUAACUACAAUUUUACUGUUUCUUUUUUAGUAAAACUCAUCUAUUCAAUUAAUAAACAUCUUCAUACUUAUCAU